GCGCAGGGCGCGCCCAUGCCGCCGCCUGCCCGCGCGCAUUGUCGCGUGUUCGUGGUGGCGGCGCGGACGCACACGCGCGUGCUGGCGCUGCAGAACGCUUACGAGCAGGACAACAUCAACGUGUACGACCAGUCGCCGGCGCUGGCCUCGGUGCUGCAGGACGCCGCGCCUGCAGACGCGCAGGACGAGAAGAAGCGCGCGGAGGACGCGUACCAGACGCUGUGGCCCGCGCUCGAGCAGGCGGCCGAGUGGCUCAAGCCGCGCGUGGAUCCGGCGCUGUGCUACGCGCACUUCGUCCUGGCCGAGUCGGAGCUGGGGGCGAACUUCAGGACGCAGGGCGGAGCCAAGACCGCGGCCGCCGCGCGCGUCACGCGACGUCUGGACCAGCUCCGGGACCGCGCGCGCAGCGACGGCCGCUUCCCCUUCGCGCUUAACGUGCCGGCGCCCGACGCCGACGCCGACAGCGUCACGUCCAGUGGCGACCUGCGCGUGGUGACGCCCGCGUGGCGCCGCUACUUUUCAGUGGUGGGGACCAACUACUUUUCGGGCCACGUGGCGCCGUCGCUCAGUCCUGGACAGGUGGAAGUCUUCGGCGUGCUCCACGUGGACGCUGGAGGACGCGCGGGGACAACGACGUCCGAGUCGGACGCGGACGCGGCCGAGAUGGUGUUCGACGUGCGCGAGCGCUGGAGACGCAGCAAGAGACAGCGACAGGUCAACGUGGCGCUCAACACGAGCGACUUCUACGGGCGCGAGUACCCAGGAUUCAGUCGGAGCCAAGUGCGGCAGGCGGUGGUGAAGCUCGAGUUGAAGCAGCAGCAGGCCGACAUGGCAGACGCGGACACGCUGCAGCACCCGUGCUAUCUAGCAGGUCAAACAACAGUGGUGGAAGGUGUGAACGUGACGGUGGGAGGCUCUGGUGACGCUGUCAAGUGCAUGACGCUGCUAGAGUCGCACGUAGCCUCGAGCAAUACCAACUGCCCGUCCCAAAACUUUUGCUUCCUGGGCAGCGCUCCGCAGCCUCAAGGCUUUGGAUCGUUUUACGCCUCGGGAGUGCUGAGAGAAGCCGUGAUCUCUGCGAAUCGAGUAUUGGAGUAUGCCGGUAACAAACAGGAGGAGAAUAAUUUAGCUCAGCUGCAGCUGCCCACGCCAACACUUCCAGCUCUCCAGGAUGCUGCCAAGAGUAUUUGCGCGCUGCCGUAUAAGGACGUAGUGGCUGGCGCAGCGUCAUCUCAGCUGUCUGCAACGGGAUCGUCCGCGCUCGGUUCUACCAUGGAAAACGAGAGGGAGCUGUGUCUCGAUCUGUGCUACACCAUUGUGCUCCUCCAGCGGAUGGGGGUCCAAGACGACGAUGAGCGCAUCCACUUCGUUGAGCAUUUUGAGAAGCAACCAGUUUUGUCGCGGCAUGGAUCCGGGGCGAACGCGGGGCGUAGCAGCCCACCGGAGUUGGUGGCGUGGCUCACGGGCGCCUUUUUGUACCUGGAGGCGCUGCAACGCAAGGUGACGUUCUCUAUAGAGUCCGAGCUGCUGGCCGAGCAGCUCAGCGCGGGGCUGCCUCUCGGCUGGAAUAUGAGUCUGCUGGUGUUCGUGGCGGCAGGCGUCUUCUUGUACUUUACGACUGGAGUUGUCGCUAAGCGAACAGGUCGGGGCUCCACCGGCUAUCGUCGUGUGAUAAAUGGUGGGGCCAAGGCAAAGUAUAAGGAUACGACGCAGUCUAUCGUAUUCGUCGACGAUGCUCGCGAG
Messenger RNA from Phytophthora sojae, 1743 nucleotides. RefSeq lists its product as hypothetical. Gene Ontology annotation, biological process: nucleoside diphosphate catabolic process. Gene Ontology annotation, molecular function: nucleoside diphosphate phosphatase activity. Lineage: Eukaryota; Oomycota; Peronosporomycetes; Peronosporales; Peronosporaceae. The record is from RefSeq and is a predicted model, not a curated record. The annotation marks the transcript as partial. Gene Ontology annotation, cellular component: membrane. The transcript has a single exon.